Molecule: messenger RNA, 777 nt
Organism: Rosa rugosa (rugosa rose)
Lineage: Eukaryota; Viridiplantae; Streptophyta; Magnoliopsida; Rosales; Rosaceae
Product: nuclear pore complex protein NUP50B-like
Exons: 2
Coding region: 1-777 (258 amino acids)
Source: RefSeq, a predicted model, not a curated record
AUGGAAAAUUUGCUCCAAAGUCUUGAUUUAAUGGGAUACAUUGAUGAUACGUGUCCAUCUCCGCCUCAGUUCUUGAUUACUGAUGAUGGGAUAACUACUGAAGUUACUAGGGAAUUUAUGGAAUGGAACAAAAAUGAUAAGGUAGUGCUAAGUUUUAUAUCUGCCACUAUAUCUAGUGAAGCAUUGUCCUCUUUAGUUGGCAAGUCUGCACCUAAUUCUGAAAAUUUGUUGAGCAACGAUGUUGGAAAUGAAAAUUUCACACUGUUUCACAAUGGGGCUUCUCUUAGCUCUAACAACCUUGCAUCUGAUCAUCCCAGGUCUAUCAAAUUCAUUGAAGGAGCAGGCAACAGUGGUUCAAUUGUGCAGGUUCCAUCUGCCUCAGCCACAGUCCAAGCAGUUGCAAGUAUUAUGGAAAAAGAUACUAACGAGACUGUAACUAAUGGGGAGACCAGAAAUAUUGAGAAGACUGAAAAUGACGAGAAGAGAGAGAAGAAAGAUGAAACUGCAGACCCAAGUACAGGUGUCACUUUGAACUCAUUUCAGAAGCUUUCGAGUAGCCAAAAUGCCUUCACAGAUCUUUCUGGAACUGGGUUUUCCACUUCCACCAUUUCUUUUGAGCUUAUUUCCAAGGAUCGGUCUGCAUUGAGGACUAGCUCAAGUUCACUUUUUGAGUCAAAAAAUGCUCUGCCUUCUGGUCUUGGUCUAUCUAAUAAUGGAAGUUCUUCACUCUUUGCCACAGCAGGCCCUUCAAUUGUGUCUAAAGAACAAGAAUUUUGA